Apis florea (little honeybee) is the source of this 598-nucleotide messenger RNA. RefSeq names its product cysteine-rich PDZ-binding protein. Gene Ontology annotation, biological process: cytoplasmic microtubule organization. Lineage: Eukaryota; Metazoa; Arthropoda; Insecta; Hymenoptera; Apidae. Gene Ontology annotation, molecular function: microtubule binding; PDZ domain binding. The record is from RefSeq and is a predicted model, not a curated record. Gene Ontology annotation, cellular component: dendrite.
AUAUGUGUAUGCAUAAUAUAUAUUUCUUGAUAUGUAAUUUUUACUAAUAUUAAACAUGAUAUUAAAUCUCAGAAAUUGAAACAUUGUCUACAUAAGUAUUAGCGCUAUAUUAUUAAAUUUAUAAAUAUCUAUUAAUCGUGAGUUACGAAAUUAUAAUAUUUAAUAGAAUAAAAAUUUCAUAUCCAACUCAAAAUGGUUUGUGAAAAGUGUGAAAAGAAAUUAGGAAAAGUCAUAACUCCAGAUCCUUGGAAAAACGGUGCAAGAAAUACAGUAGAAAGUGGAGGACGUAAAGUUGGAGAAAAUAAAGCACUUUCUGCAGGAAAGGCAAGAUUUAAUCCUUAUACUACUACUUUUGAGACAUGCAGAAUAUGUAGGCAAAAAGUACAUCAAGUUGGUUCACAUUAUUGUCAAUCAUGUGCAUAUAAGAAAGCUAUAUGUGCAAUGUGUGGUAAAAAAUUAAUGAGUACAAAAAAUUAUAAACAAUCUGCUACAUAGAAAUUCAUUUGUUAUUAUAUUAUAUCAAUUAUAAAAUUAAUUUAAAAGAAUUAAUUUCAUUUAAACAAACAUAUUAUACUAAUUCAAAUAAUAGAACUAAAUA